Molecule: messenger RNA, 836 nt
Organism: Pocillopora verrucosa
Lineage: Eukaryota; Metazoa; Cnidaria; Anthozoa; Scleractinia; Pocilloporidae
Product: transcription elongation factor A N-terminal and central domain-containing protein 2
Biological process (GO): DNA-templated transcription
Cellular component (GO): nucleus
Source: RefSeq, a predicted model, not a curated record
GAAUUCAACAUGGCCGACUUUCGGGUCCGGAUAAUACCUAAAUUGUAAAGAUUCGAAGGGUAACAAGAUCUUUAGAAACUUGCUAUGGAUAAGUUCGUCAUUCGAACUAAACGUUCUCCUAGACCUGACCGGAAAAUUACCGAGACGGCGAACAGGAAGAAGCAAUCAACGAUUGAAAGCCUAGCGAGUGUGGUUGUAGUGGAAGAAAUUCAGCGUCUCAAGCUUGAAUUAGAGAAUGAAGUUUCCACACCAGAGACAAUUUUGUCAGCACUAAAAGUCUUGGGCAAAAAGAAUUUGUCAAAAGAAGUGUUAAUGUCCACCAAAGUUGGACACACAGUAAAUCGUCUGCGACGGCAGGGAAGUACUGAGGAGAUAAGGCAACAAGCAAAGGUUGUAUUCAGGAGAUGGAGACAGUUUGUAACAGACUUGGAGAAGGAGAAACCCUUGAUAGAGGUUCGCUGUGACAAGAAGACUGAAGCAUUAAGAGGAAAAGGGAGGCAACUGAUUUCUGAUGCUCUGCAAAUGACACCAUCAGAAAAUUUACCAGAACUUAUUGAGAGAACUGUGUUCCAUACUUAUGGUAGACUUAUAAAUAAUACCUACAAAAGGAAGAUGCGUUCAUUGGUUUUCAUCCUUAAACACAGGGAUUCCAUCCGAGAGAAGGUUGUCACUGGAGAAAUAUCAGUCAAGAAGCUUGUUUCAUCCUCUGUAGAGCAGCUCACCUAAAAAAUUUACAACUUGGUCGUUUAUCAUGUUGGACAAACAGUAUUUAUAUUUAUGUUGAAUAAACACACAAUUUUUUUAAUAAUGCAGGACUUGGACAAAGGGAAUAUAUC